Messenger RNA from Microplitis mediator, 730 nucleotides. RefSeq names its product transcription initiation factor TFIID subunit 12 (gene Taf12). NCBI's taxonomy places the organism in Eukaryota, Metazoa, Arthropoda, Insecta, Hymenoptera, Braconidae. Gene Ontology annotation, biological process: DNA-templated transcription initiation; RNA polymerase II preinitiation complex assembly. The record is from RefSeq and is a predicted model, not a curated record. Gene Ontology annotation, cellular component: SLIK (SAGA-like) complex; transcription factor TFIID complex; SAGA complex. Gene Ontology annotation, molecular function: protein heterodimerization activity; TBP-class protein binding; DNA binding. The coding region runs from base 199 to 636 and encodes 145 amino acids. The transcript has 4 exons.
CUGCUAAUCACAAUCCAGCCUUCAUUGAGUUGACCAACUAAACAUUUAAUUUUACUAACCUCAAAAUAUUUAGUAACUUGUAUAAUUACAAAUAAAAUAGUAAUUACAUAUAUAAUUUAGUAUAAAAUUUAUUAAAGUUUUAGUUUUUAUAAAUAAUAUAGAUUUAUCUAAGUGUUUAGAUAAUUGUUAUAAAUCAAAAUGUCUGAAAACAACAACCAUUUCGACCAACAACAAAGCCAACCACAAAGUCAAGAAUCCGGCUUGUCAAACAGUUCAGCAAACAAAAAUAAUCAACCAACUAAUGAUAUACCUCAAUUCCUGACUAAAUCUAAACUACAAGAUUUGGUACGGGAAGUUGACCCGACAGAACAACUAGAAGAAGAAGUUGAAGAGAUGCUACUUCAACUUGCUGAUGAUUUUGUGGAGACGACGGUCAAUGCUGCUUGUUUACUGGCCAAGCAUCGACAUGCCAACACCGUUGAGGUGAAAGAUGUCCAACUUCAUCUGGAGAGGAACUGGAAUAUGUGGAUACCAGGAUUCGGCACUGAUGAAGUCAGGCCAUUUAAACGUGCGACAGUGACAGAAGCCCACAAACAACGGUUAGCUCUCAUAAGAAAGUCUAUUAAAAAAUAUUAAUUGUAAUUAUUAAUUUUAAAGUAUGUUUUUUUUUUAUAAAGUUCUUAAAAAUAAGCAAUAAUUUUUUCUGCCAUUUUGUUAUUAUUUAUUAAUA